GCCGCUGCGGCGUAGCUGUAGCGCGCGGCACUUGCGCCGCCGGCAAAUCUGCGAAAUCCAAUCGAGCCGAUGACCGCGCGCGCUAACUAAACCGUUCGCAGUCGCGCAUUUUGCAGCCAGUCGUCGGGCGUUUUUCGCGGUCCCGGAUCUAGUCGAUACACAUACACACAGUAUACACCCUGAUUAACAAUAAUUACGACGAUACUAACAAUAAUAUUACGUUUGCGAAAAUAUUCGUUUAGAGUUGCGUUCUUUUUUGUUCGAGUUUGGUUGUUUUAUUUCUAUCCAAUUUUCUCUGGAUUAUUUCGGGGAAAUUUAUUUAACUCAAGUACUUCAGUGCUCGCAAAUGUUAACGUCGCUAAUCCGGUAAGUGCCUAUACAUACGUAUACCUACCUAUAGCUAUAAUAUUUAUAUUAUAUACUUGAAUUUUAUAUAGAUUACUAAUUUCCGUACAAAAAAAAAAAAAAAAAAUGUCAGUAGGUUUUAUUACUAAAGUGCAUAGUAAAAUCAUAUUGGUUUUUGAUUUUAAUCUACGGCGAAACUACGAAUAUAAUGUCUGUAAUAAUAUUAUAUUAUUGUGUUUUCUUUUCGGGUUUAAUAUUAGUUAUAGGCGUUAAUAAUUUGUUUGAAAACAAAAUUAUCUACCUACCUAUACCUCCUCGUUGUUAUAAUUUAAUUUGUAAGUACGUUUUUUUUUUUAUGAAUUAUAAAUUAAUUUUCAAAAUUAUAUUUUAUUAUAUAAUACCUAAACAUAUACAUAAAAAAUAGAUACAUUUAAAUAGUAUUUAAUUCGAUUUUUUUUUAUAGUAUAAUAUUUUAUGUUAUCAACAUCUAGUGGUUAAUAUUGGUUUUAGCUUUGUAGGUAGCGUAAAUUAUUUAUAUAUCUAAUCUAUAAAAAAAUAUUACCUAGCUAUUAAUUACCUAUAUAAGUGGUUGGGUACAUGUUUAUUUCAUGGUAUGUCUACCUGUUUUUAUUUAUUUACUUUUUUGAAAAAAAUAAAUAAAUACAAUAAUUACAUUAUCAUUCGCUGAAAAAGUAGGUAUAUUAUACAUGGUAUACUGAACGAUAGAUAAUAAUAAUAAUAAUAAUAGUGAAAAUAUGUCUUGAAAAAUGUUUAUUAUUUGUUUUUAAUCGCGACUGUUUUAAUUUAUGUUAAAAAAAAUUAUAUGGAAUAUAUAUUAUAUUGUAGAUAUAUACUCAUUGUUAUAUCGCUGUUCAGUAGUAUAUUUUGUUUCGAGGUUAAUUUAGGUUAAACGCCUUUUAAGUCGUUAAUAGAUGAAAAACUAUAGGCGAAUGUGCGUAGAGCCGCUACGAUAUUCAUUUUAGGUUCAUUCAACUCGAUUUUUUCGGUCAUUACUCUAUUACCUAAUCAUACAUAAAGAUAAAACGCGCAUAUACCUACCUAUAGUGUUAACUAUGUACAGAUAAUAGACAGAUACAUAGAUUCGGAAGUUAUACUUAUACUUAUUAUUUACUAUAUAGGUAUUAUACUGUUAUAAACGGGGAACAUAUUUUAUAAAGUUGCUAGAAAGAAAAACAUUAGUUUUGCCCACAAUUUUCAAUAACACGCGAAAUUUAUUCUACAGUAUAUGCAUAUGUACUAUUAUUAUCGAUACCUGUAAUAAUAUACAGUAUACACGCUAUAUUAUAAUCGGUAAAAUAAAAAUUCGCGAAUUAUAUCUAGGUACACAGAACCGAAUCGAAAACUUUCAAUAUUUUUUUUUUUAUUUUUUUUUUUAUUUUUGUUUUUUGUUUUUUGUUUUUUUUUAUAUAUAUACAUUAUACAGUUAUGAAGGAACAUCGAACCAAAGGACUUAGAGUCACGACUACAGAAAACAUAACUAGGUGAGUGAGUUAUAAUAAAAUACAUAUAAUAUUUUAUAGUUUUCUUAAAUAUUAUAUUAUUUAAAGCUGGGGGGAGGGUGGCGGUAAUAAUAUUAAAUGUAUUGGUAUUUACAGAAUAUUAUAAUAAUAUUAUACUAGCGAAAUCGUAUGCGACAUAUCUUAAACACCACUUGUUUAUUAUUAUUGUAAUAACAAUAUUAUAAUAUAGAGAAAUGGAAAAUAGCUAUAAUAGCAGUAGUGGUUAGUAGUAUGAAUAUAUUGUUGUUGUAGUAUUAUAGCUAGGUGGAAUAAUAUUAUUCGUUAUAAUAAUAUUGAUUGUAUUGUAAUAAUAUUAUUUAUUGUCUUGCAGCUGGCUUCUGCGGGUAAACUUUCUCGCGUUGUAUUUUAUAAAACAAAAUAACAUUAUUAUAGGUACCGCUGCGCACUCGAUCGAUGCGUAGGUACAAAAGGAAAUCUCUCCGGGGUGGUUUUUCGUAGUUGCUUUUUUUUUCCCCUAGGGGUUAUUUUCGCGACCGUUAUGCGAGUAACUUUGUUUAAUAAUUUCACGAAAUACAUUGCGAAUUUGAAGCUGCGCAGUUGUAGUCGUGUACGACGUAUAUUAUAUCGAUACGGGGCGGGGGGAGGGGAGUAGUAACAGCACCGCCCGGUGAACAGCAGCAGCUGCUGCUGUAACAGUAGUAUGUCACGUAAUGAUCGCCAGAUCGCGUAAAAUAUACCCGUCGUACAAGAAAAUAUAGUAUUUAAUGAUCGUCGCGUACCUUGGUGUAAGAAUAAUAUGCUUAAUAGAUACGUUUUGUCGCCGAAAGCAACGGCCGACCGAGGGGGCGACGACAUUGUCGGUGGCGGAAACGUCACCACUGAGGAAAGCGCCGUUACCGGAACAGGUAGUACGGGAACAGGUUAAUCGCACCGUCGUCGUGUAAUAAUAAUAAUAGUACAACAAUUGCUCAUAAGCCUUCAAUUCCGAUAACGCAGCCAUCCUCCCUCACACCCCUUCCCUACGCCGCUAUGUUGUAGUCUCGGAUCGUACCGCCCCGCCGCCGUUCUAGAAACUGGUGCUGGUGCGUCUGUGAGACAUUGAUCGUAUCCCCGUGUCGCGUCGUGCCCGCUCCCGCCACCGCUCGACGCUGCUCUACCGGUCUAUCGCACUCUUUAUGCUCUGUCCCUCUCUCUCUCUUUCUCCCUACCACUACUACUAUUACUGCUAUUACUACCACUACUACUUCUCUUCGUUUCUUUCUCGUUGUUUUGCGCCAUUCGCUCGCUCGAGUAUAAUAUUAUAACGGAUCGGCCAACGCGCUUCGAGUACAGUUAUCGCAAACAGAUUCAUCGUUCGUCCACCGCGGCACGGGUUCAUCAAUCUAUAUGACCGACGACCGUUCAUCUUUUUUUUUUGCCAUACACUUCGCAUCAAACGAUAUUAUUGACGUUUUUCUUUCCACAAUUUGUCUACAACACAUUGGUUAGGUAUACUCGCCUAUUGUGUACGGUUUUUUUAGGAAAUUUAACACAUUAAAUAUAUACUAUUUUUUACUUCUAAACCGCAAACGUAGAUAAAGAAUUAUUUUUUCGCGUAAAGUGAAAUCGACAAUCGUACAAUCGAUACUUUCGCAUCAUCUCAAACUACCGAUAUAUUUCCAAGACUCCCUCGUAUAACUUGAUAAUAUACUUAUAAAUUAUUAUAUAUUUAUACGGUUGGUAAAUUGUACAUUUAAUUUUUUGAACCCAACCACAAGAGCACAUACUCAAAGUAUUGAACAUUUUUGGUAGCUGGAAAAAUAGCGAAAUAAAAAAACAGAGGGGAAUAGCUUGUCAUCAUUUAGACUCGUAUUUAACUGAAUUUCUUUGAUGACAACAUUUUACGAAUUAUCCAUUAUUAAGGAUUCUUUUGAAUAUUGAGGCUUACUUUCUUUUAAAAGUGUCCAAUAAUCUAUAAUUAUGAACAUUAACAUGCGCACCCAUUCAAAGUUGAUAACAUAACUAUAAAAAUAAUAAAAUAAAAAUGUAAUGUCAAGUAGAAAACGAACUCUAUUCAGAAUCUUUAAUAUUUAUAUAGACAAUAGAAAUGCGUAACUAUAGGUACCUAAUAAUAAAAUUGAAUUCGAUUUAUGAUUUAUGCAUAGGUAGGUAUAAUAUAUAAAAAUAAUAUUUUUAGACAUUUUAUUAAAAAUUAUAAUUUGAUCACAUGUCGAGUAUAUAUAGGUACAGUUCAAAUAAAUGAUAUUUCAUAUAAUUAUGCAAACGUACGAAUUAUAAUAUAUAAAUAAAAUAUUAAACAGCGUACCAAUUUUUAAAAAUUAUUCAUGUAGACCGGGUGAAAAUUAAUUUUACAGUGAUUUGAUUUUGCUUUAUUCGGUUCACACAUUUCGUACGCUGUAAAUUAAAAAUAUUACGUAUAGAUAGAUGUAUAAGUUUUUACUGAAUGUCUGGUUACGACAACAUAUCAUUAGCUUUGUACAGUGUACAUUGUACAUGGAUGAUAAUUUAGACAAAUUAUAGGUAGAUUUUUUUUAACAUUUUUUAGUUCAAUGUCCUGCAAAUUGUAAACAAUAUUGUAAUCAUGGUGAGUAUACGACUAUAGCAAAAGCAAUACCUCGAUUAGGAUUAAAUUCAAAUUCCGAACUUUAUUCGUGAGUUUAAUUUUUUAAUUAAUAUUAUAAUUAAUUAAAUGAUAAAAUUAUAUUUAAUAAAUUAUAUUUGAAUUAUUGGUAUUAUAUUUAGGUAGGUCGUCAAAAUACAAAUAUAUUUUUUCCUUUUAAACUCUAACUAUAAUAUUAGGUUCAUUUAUUUUAAUAUACGAGUAUAUCUAUUUAACAACGCUACAGUCGUCAACAAUCCCACGCGAUUUCACAUUCUUUGGAGCCUAGCCUUAUUUAUACAAUGAAUACUUCUUCAGAAUUCAUAUUUUAGUACAUAUAUAAUUUAUACUUACAAUAGCUGAUAUAUUUAGUGUAUAAUGAUAAAAAAUAAAAAGUCUACCCAUGUUUUAUUUUUGUCAAUAGUUUCAGUCUUUGUUUACAAAAUAUUUAUCAACAAAUAUCUUAUGUUAUAAAUGCAUAUUAUGUAUUUUUCAAAGUUAAAAUUUAUUAUUAAUCAUUAAUUAUCCGGAAGAAUAAUACAACAAAAAAUACACGCCGACUAAAAUUUCCUACUUGAAAAUACUAUACAUAAAAUAUAUUAUAUUAUUAAAUAAAAAUAAUACAUUUUUAUAUAGUAUUAGUUAAGUAUAAUUCAAUUACUUACUUUACAUUUUCCUUAAUAACAUAAUAUUGCAUACCUACUAUAUAUAUAUUUGUUUCAUGUGUCCUUAUCGAUUUUAAAUUUUAUUUCUCAAUAAAUCGAAAAUGGCUCACACUCAAAAUUAAUUUGGAGAAGAAAAUAGAGUGAUACCUACUACCUAUAUCAAUAUAUACCAUCCACCAAAUGGCCCUGAAUAACCAUUAGCUUAGCAGGUAUCAAUAAUAUUAAUUUAUACAAUUUGCAUGGUUUCUAACAUAAUUUUAUGUAUAAGAGUAUAAUGUAAACCAUCACACCUAACCUAACCUAACUACCACCCUCCUAAAAUUUUGUGGCUGCUACUCCAGCACCCUUUAGCAUAUGUAACUGGGCUUAUGCAACUAUAAUAUUAUAGGUUGUAUAUAGGUUACUUAGUGUAAUUUUUUUCAAUGAUAUUAAACAUAUGUGUAAAAAAUAACAUAAUCAAUAUAUCUUUGGUUUUUGGGAAAGAUUUAAAUCGAUUAUGGAUAAUUUGUGUUAUAAAAAACAAAAAAACGAAAUAGUUUUUAUAAUAAAUUCACUGAUUCCAUUUAAAACAAAAGAUACUUAGAAAAUUCAAAAAUUUACUUUUGUUCUUCUUCCUUGGGACCAAGGAUAUAGGUAUGUAAGUAUUAAAAGUAGGUAUUACAAUUAUACGAACUAUACACUUAUAUUAUACAUGAAAUAUCAUAUGAUAACGUAGAUAACUAAUUGAAUGUGUAAUAAUAUGCUUUUAAUAUUUUAGUGGACAGAUUAUUCAUUGCAGUUUCCCGAGAAUUUGGCGAUUUUUCCGGUCUUCGGAACCUAUAGAAUAUCUUAUCGGCAUCAUGAGUCAGAAUAUUUUAUAUAUAUACUAGCUAAAAAAAACUUGAUAAAUCAUAAUAUUAAUAUUAUUAUUGUGUACAGGUGUACUACAACAGUACAGUUUAAAAUGUUUAGUGAAUUCGCAACACUUGGAUCAUAUAAUAAUAUUUAUUACUAUCGUUUCCUGUUAUAUAAUUCAUAAGUAUAUAAUUUUUAAUUUAUUAAAUUUUCCAUAUUGAUUUGCGGUAAUAAUAAUAAAAAAAAACCGAAUUUCAUUGAUUUGUAUUAUUUUUUAUAGCAUUAUAUCCAUUAUACAAAAUAAAAAUAUGAUUACAUUUAUUUACAGAGUUAUGCGAUCAAAUAUUAGUUAUUGAAAAGAAAUAAUAAUUAUUCCUAAUUUACCUACUAUAUAUAUAUUAAGAAUUAUUUUCUGGAAAUUUUAAAUAUUUUAAAUAUUGCAAAACGUCGAUUUUCAGAUAUUAAAAAAAUAUAUAUAAUAAAGUAUAUACGUACCUAUACCCACAAAAAUAUAAUUUUAGAUUCUGAAAAAACGAGGAAUGUAUUGGUUUUACUACGAUGAGUCUCUUUUUAAAUUGUUUGUUUCUGUAAACAACUUUUCUAUCGGGAACCUUACCCAAUCAAAAUCUUUAUAAGAAUUUCCAUGUAGCAUUUUGCGUACAGAUACGAAUUGAACUUUCUUUAAUUAUAUAUAUAAAUCCCUCCCUUCCAACUUCUAUCCUAAAACAGUGGCACAUCUAUAAGCAGUAUCAGUCUUUAUUUUUAUGUCAACGGGGUGUUUUUAUUAAACAAGUUGUCCGAUAAAAUAAUAUUUUGUAUUUUAUUGUACAUAAAAUAUUUUCUUGUCCGUUUUACUCAUAUAAUAGAUACGUACUGCUCAUACAGGUAUGUAUAGCUAGAUACUACCUGCACAUUAACUAUAAUGAUACAUACAUAUUGCAAGCGGUCCGUUUAACGAUAGGGUCAAAAGCCUCAUAAUGUUACCUUUUUUUAUAUAUAUAUAUAUAUAUAACUACAUUGUACCUGAUUUAUUACGUUACGUCAAUAUUAUUCGUUGGAAUUCAUAUAAUUCAUUAUAUGCUUUAUUGGUAUAUUAUUAUUUAUAAUCAUAUAUACCUAACAUAUUGAAAAGCAUCGCUGUAUGUACGAAGAUAUAAGGUCUAAUUAUAUUUUAAGAGAUAUUAUUUUUUUGUAUUUGCUGAUUCGGGUUUAAAUUCAAGUGUUUUUUUUUUCUAAGUUUCAUUUAUUUUAAAUGUUAGUAUUUAAGUGGAGCGAAAAAUCUUUACCCCUACUCUAUAUGCCUUAAAUAAUUAGAUAAUUUUUAUACAACCUUCAAAUCAAGUAUGUACUUAUUUUUGAAGUUUAUGGAGUAAGGGAAAACAAUUCUAAAUGGUUUUAAAAUAAAGAUUAGACGACUUCAUAAUGAUUAGAAAAAACAGAAAUCAAAUUCACUUAAAAUCCUCUUAAAAAAUUGCUGGUUCUUGAUAAAAAAAAUAACCCUAUGUAUAUCAAACUUCCCACUUCUAUAGUGGCUUUUUAUCUACUGUUCGAAGUAUGUCCAGACUUUUAUUCUUUGUACUAAAAUUAUAAAAUUAUUACUACAAUUUUUUAACUCUUAAAUACUUUUCUAAAUCUGGAAUUAUAUAAUUUUAUUAAAAAUUCGUUUACACUUCUGUGCAAAUACCAGAAGAAAACAUUCAAAGUAUAUAUACUUGAAUAGACUAUAAGUCAUUUUUUUCAAUUAAAAAUAUUAUGUUUAUUUAUUUUAUAUCAUUAUUUAUGUAUUAAGAUUAUUAUUAUUGUUAUUAUUUUUCGUUAAUGCAUGUUAAUACCAUAUGAAUAAGUUAUUUAUAACUUGUUAUUAAGUUUUAGUUUUAAUUUCAAUAAAAGUUUACCAUUGCCGAUGGUCAUAUGAAAUUUAAAAAAAACUAAUAUUUUAAUCAGGCACUGUUGAUUCGUUAUUAGUUAUUAGUUAAUUCAUAAUAUUAUUGUCGUUUUUACUUUAUUUUUUUCUAAGUAGGUAUCAAAGUCAUCAUAAAUUUGACUACAUUUUAGAUUCUGAGUAGAGCGAGGAAUGUAUUGGUUUUACAAUGAUGUUCAUAUAAAUAGGAAAAACCGGAGAAAAAAAAGAGAAAAUAUACGAAAUUUAUUCGUAAAAUGUUAGGAUUUUUUUUCUGAGGAGAACUUUUUAUCAGCAAUUUUGCUUGGAUUUACAAUAAUAGCACUUUUUCUGAAAGUAAAUAUCACUGGGGUGGUACUUUAGGAAGGUAAUUUUUUGAUUUUCCCAAGAGUUUUCCCAAUAAAUGGGAAAAACCAGGAAAAUAGGUUGGAAAACUGAGUAAAUAGGUACAAUAUUAAACAAAUAUUAUUAAAUAAUACAGUAAAAACAAAAUUAUUAAAAUGUUUAAUACUCGUGAAUAAAUACAGUAAAUAAAUAUAAUAAAUUAAUGUAUAUAUAAAAAUAAAACAAAUAAAUGAAGCAAUACGUCGCCUGGAGCCAGCAGUCGCGUUUUACAUUUUGACUGUGAUAUACCUGAUGAUGAAUUUUUAAUUCGAAACCGAUUCUAUAAUACACUUAUCAUAGUACUUCAGGCAACGCAUUGAUUCAUUUAUUUGUUUUAUUUUUAUAUAUACAUUUUUUUUUAUUUAUAUAUUUAUUAACUAUAAAUAUUAUUAAAAAAAGUCUAUAAUGCAUAUUAAAUUAUUUUACCAUAAUAUGAUAUAUUUAUUGUUGACAAAGCAACACCGAAUUCCGCUCAGAAUCGUUUUUUCAUUCGCAAUGGUUAAUUGUUGCGUAUACAGAUGUGUAUUAAAUUUCCCCUCUAUUACCUUCCCAACUUCUUGCCUACAUCAGUGGCCCAUCCACGUACGAAGUAUGUCCGUUUUUCUUAACAAUAUUUUUAUAUAUAUAUACAUAUACCAUAAACUAAACUAGUAGGAGAGUAGGUAGAUACUGCAGUAAUAAGGGAUACGUUUUAUUUUUCAAUUCAGUUUUGAUCUAUCAUGUGGUAUUGUGACAACCGCUACAUUUUAAAAGGAAACGUACAAGUCCCAUAAACAGACCGAUGACGAUCCUUUAGCGAAUUACAGUACCUACUAUCUGUAUUUUUAGUUUUUUCAUAUACGAUAUUUCUUUACCUGACUCUUCCCAUUGCUGACAAUGUCUCAAGAAGUUGUCAACCCGGAUAUGGUUUUUAUUAAUAAAUUCUUUAGGUUUUUAUUUUUAUUGACUUGUACAUGAAAAAAGAAAAAUGAAGAAUGAAAAAACACUCUUCUGACUAAACGUAUAUAUAUAUAAAAAAAAACAAAGCGACCAUUGACGCGAUGAGGGCAAUAAUAAUAUUAUAGUAACGGAACACAGAGGCAGAUCAUUGACCCGCGGUAUGGGUACUUGGCGUGGUCGGUCACAGUACUCCACUCCUAAACAAAAUUACGAUUUUGCACAGAUAAACCGUAUAACUUUCAUCUCAUUUCCUAUAUGUACACAUUGAGUUGGGGUAAUUUGAAAUUAAGUUCCAAUAUCAUUAUUAUUUUUUGAUAUGUAACACAUCGCAACUGUGGUUUCGAAUCGAUAUUAAUCACAAAACCCACAAAAAAUGAACAUUUUUCAUUUCGAGUUCCAAAAAUUAUAAAUUAUUAUUAUAAAACUAUAGAAAAACAGCGGAGGUUACACCUACGACAAAACUAACGAACUUCUAUUGUUGUCUAUCUGUUCUAUAUGUAUUCACUCAAGUUUAUUAUAUAUUUAGAUUAUAAUUUGUUAUUUUGUUCCAUUCAACUUUGAAAGUAUUAAUUAUUUUUAUUGGCGUCCCGACGCGUCCAUUGUGUGCUUCGAAAAACGUCAUAACCUAACCUAACCGUCAAUGUUAAUUUAUAUUUUAUCCAUGCAAAAUGAUUUUCACAUAAUAUGCUUGAUUUGUAUUAAUAUCUGUUAUAACAGUCGAAUGAAACUUUGUGUAAACAUUUAUAGAUAUCACCCAAUCGGAAAUGAAAAUAGUAUAUUGUAAAACAUAAUUUUAUUUUUCUCGUAAAUUAUUCUCGUAAAUUUAAUUAGAUACUAGAAAUAACACGUGUUUUACAAAAUAUUUGUACGGUAGUAGCGAUGAUUUAUUUUGUACAUUUAAAUUUAAAAAUAUUAUUGGUAGCGUGAGAAAGUUGAUAAUAUUGUAUUAUAUUACAUAAAACAUAGUAUUGUAAAAUAUGUCAAGGCCCCGCCUAGAAAAAAGUUCAUUAACCACUACUGUACGUCUAAUUAAAAAACAGUAUUUUUAUUUAUAUUCAAUAAGUUAUAAUAUUAUAAUUUAUAAAUAAUACAUGAUAUGUACGUAAAAUUAUUACUCCUUAUACCAUUUACUAUAAAUCAUUAUAUUAUUAUUGUAUUGACGUAAAUAAUAUUAAUAAUAAUUUAUAAUUAUAAAUUAUUUAUUAUUCAAAAAACACAAUUUUAGUAAAAUUAAUUGUAUUUUUAAAUCUGGUAAAAACAUUCAAACUUUAAUUAAAAGAUAUAUACUUUACAUUUCAAUAUUUCUCGGGCAACAAAUAAUGAAUGAUUUAUUAAACUAUGUUACUUACAUUAUUUGUUUUGAUAAUAUAUACAUAGGAAAAUACAAAAUUUCUUGCAUAUGCCCAUCAUAAAUAAGGAAAUUUAAUACAUUUUUUAAAAUAACCGAAUGUAAUAAAUGUUUAACAUUUUCACUGGUUAAGAACAAAAAUAAUUUUGUCAAUUUAUAAAAAACCGAGAUAUAUAUAAAUCAAUCGAGCUAAUAUCUAGCUCUUGCUACACAUAUUCGACAAAAACAAUAACAUAUUGCAAUCUAUAUAAAAUUAUUCUGACGUAGUUUAACCUUGGCUAUCGUUUUGUCACUGUUAUGAUAUUUGGGGGGAGGGGGUAAAAUGUAAUCACUUUACAAUUUAAUUAAGCUUAGAAUCAUGUGGGUGAAUGUCCUAACCAAUUAUAAUUGCAAUUGUAAACCGUCCCUCUAUUCAUGCGUAUAUUAUUAUUAGAUAUACCUAUAUGUUGUUGAUUUUCCUCAAUUCCGCGCGACCUCGAUCAUAAAAUCUCGGUUUAGUUUGUAAUUAUCGGACACAUUUAAUGCAUAUUAGGACUGCCGAUUUUUUUUUUAUUUGCUUUUUUUCGGCGUUAACAUGGGUGUGCCUAAAAAGAUUAACGGCCGAUCGCGGUGUGCGUUGACCCCGACGACGACGAUGGUGGCCAAAUCCAAUACGCUUAUAAUAAUAUUUUAUAUUAUCUACUUAGGUAUAGAUUCCGCGACCCGUGAAGGGAAACCUGUUGAAAUGCGCGAUCGAUGGAGUAAAAACUCGAUGAAACCCAAACGACAAUAUUGCCACAACGCCUCUCUCUGUAUAACAAUAUUAUGUGUACAUUUUCGUUGUUAAUAUCUUCUGUAUCCGAUAUGCUUGUUUGAGGGGUCACUGUAAAACUCAGCAAGUCAUUCCGUGUAUACACCAUAAUAUGUAUUAUACAGCAAAAUGCAGAGGCGGAUUGAAUAUAGUUUUGGUGGUUCACUGAACCGCCAAAAAUUUGAGGCGUGGGCAUGUGCCGCAAUUAGUUCAUAAACUUUGAAGUAGGGGGGAUCUUGAGCCCCAUCAUAAUAUUAAAUAUUGAAUUGAUUUGAUUUUAUGUAUAUAGCCUAUUUAAUUUGUUUUAAUAUUUUUAUUUUUUCUUACGUUUUUUAUCAUAUUUUACUCAUGCAUACAUAUAUUUUACUAACAUAUUACUAACAUACUUUAUUCAUCCAAAAUUGUUCUGAUAUACCAUUGUUAGGUGCAAGCCUAUAUAUAUAUAUAUAUAUGUGUAUAUUAUAAAUGAAUAAAUAAAUAAAUUUAUAGGCUCUGUCUCUGCAUUAGGAGGUUAGAUGACACUGGAGCGCGAGUGGACGUUGGGUCGUUCAAAUGUCGCCAAAAUGUCACGAACUGAGUUUUCUAAUGAUUCAAUAGGCAUAUACUUUUAUCUUAUAAUUAUCAAAAACAAAUAACAAUAUUACAAUCAGUUAAAUAGAUAAUUAUUAUUAACCGUGAUUUUUUUUAACCUUAGAUCAUAUAUUAUAUUAUAUAUAUUGUAUUUUUACAUUUGAGUAUGGAUUUUUUUUUUUUUUUUUUAAUAAAUACAAUUAGAUAAUAGUUGUAUAUAAUUCAACCGUUUGAAAAUAAACUUAUACCUAUUUGGCUAUAUUUAUAUAUUUAUAUCGAUUGUGUAGUUCAAUAUAUUCGUAAAAUUAAUAUUUUAUGUGUUUUAAACUUGUAUUGUUAAACUCGUCCAUUCGACAUUUAUAUCGCAGGUAUUUUAACAUUUUAAAAUGUAAAAUCACAUGAAAUACAGUACAAUAUGCACGUCAUGAACCCAUCAUCACACUGUUUUAACAAGUACCUACAGUAGCUAAUGAUUUUAAUGAUAUCGUUAUUUGGGCGUAAUUAUUUUGUUACACAAAAUAUGUCGAAUUCGAUCGUAGCACCUAUUUACGUAAAAGUAUAAUAUUGUCUACUGCGAAAAAUGUAAUAUAAAAUGUAUAAGUAUCUUUGUUUUAUGCACUAUGUUGUAUACCUAUUUUGUUUUAAUAUUUUCUAAUGCAACCAUAGUAAUAUUUAUAAUGAAUUUAGAGUGUCCCGAAGUCUAUGAUUAUCGGUUGGUGCUUUCUUUAUCUGUGUGCAGUAAUUUGUAUAAUAUUUUCGUGUUAGAUGUUAAAAGUGAAUACGUUGUAUUGAUCGAUGAAGAAUCGUUUCUUGUAAAAUAUAUAAAUGCAUGAUACAUGUAUGUACGUUCAAGUUGUGUUGUGUCCAGUAUAACAAUACAUACAUUUACUCAUUUAAGAAGAAGGUACUUAUUUAAACUACUGGCUGUUUUUACGGGCGAAUAUAUGACAUUAUGACCGAAAUAUGACCGAAAACCCGACAAUACUGUAGGAAUAGCGUUUAACGGAUUUAAAUUUUGGAAACGUAUUGAUCAUUAUUAUGAUGACGUCGUGUUAUUAGGUUAUUUACUAGAAUACGUUGGUAUUCAUUUUAAUUAUUUUUAUCAUUAAGUAAAAGGCGAAAUAUUUUAAAAUUACAUUUUUGAAAUUUUCUAAAAAUUCAAUAAAUUUUUUUUACGAUUUCCAGUAAAUAAUUAAAUUUUUAUGUUUAAUAAUUAUCCUAUAGUAAAGAAAAUAAAAAAUCAUAAUUUAUCGAAUAUAAUUCCUACAGUUUUGACUUUUUUUAACUAUAAAUCGACUAAAUGUGUUGUUUUUAUAUUAAAUAUAAUUCAUAAAAUGAUUUGGCAAUUUGCAGUGAUCCGUACAACUUUUAAACUCUUAGCCGUCCAUGUAACUACAUAUUAUAUGAUAUAGAACAGUAGUAAAAUCAUGAUGGUAAAUGACAUUUGCGGUACAGUAUACGAAAUGUUGAAUUCUCUCCUUAAAAAGUGCAAUAAAUUAAUACAAGCGAAUUGAUUACGAUUACGCGAUAGACGAUUAUUACGUCAAUAUUAUGUAAAAUCAACCUUUAUAAUCGUUUUCAAUAAAUACUUGUAGUAUAAUGGUCAAGUCAAGACCUAUAUAAUAGGUAUCUAUAAUUAUGUUUGAAAUUCGGAAACGGAAUGCUUAUAGGGGUUAAUUAUAUAUUAUAAUAUUAGGUACUUACCUAAUUAUGCGAUUUACUAUCGGCGUGAACAAUAAUAGUUAUAACACGUUUACCAAGAAGGUAACCCGAGCGACCGCGGUAUAUACGGUAAUAAUUUGGCAAGGACCGGCGUGACCGCCGAUGGUUCACCGACCUCGACGCGUUGCCGCUAACGGCUCAGCGGAGAAGGCAACGGCGUCCUCUCGGAAACCGGCACUACGUUCGCGCGUAUAUAUAUAAUAUAAUAUAUUAUGUAAUCCACUUAAAUAUAAUAUUAUAAUAAAUAAAAAAAAAAAAGAACACCCGGCAGAGGCGUCCUUUCGACGUCCUUUGUAUUUUUUUGACCCGAUGUACAUUUAAUAUAAUAUUAUUAUAUAGGUGUAGAAUAACGUUUAUAAUAUUGCGAAUGCAAUUUUUUUUUUUUGCGCUAGCGGUCCAGGAAGUACCUAUUGAAUGCAAUGCCUCCUCCCGUCGUUAUAAGGCCUGUAUGUUAUUUUCGCUUCAAAAAAAAAAAAAAUCACCAAGUAACUCUACCCUCAUCUGUAUGACGAAUUUUUAUUGUAUUUUAACGACUCUCGACCGGUUAUUUCGUCAAUAUUUUUCGCCCCCUCCCUCUAACCAAUCCGUGCGUCUUUGUUGUAGUUUUGUGUUGCAUAUUUGUUUUUGUCGCGAACGGGUUUGUUUACGAUUAUUUUGGGGGAGUCUAUAGGAGAAGAAGAGGGAAGCUCGAUAUCGAAUAAAAGAAUCCGUCGAACCACCUGCGAAUCACACGCGGUGGUGAAAUGGUGAGGACAGCGACGGCGAUUGAGUAAACUAUACUUUACAGUAAUAAUAUUAGAAAUUAGAAUCCCUUAAAAACGUUUAUACGAUAGGUGGAUGCUGUUCUAUUAUUUUCGGAUGAUCUGGUUUGCGUUUUUUUAUUUUUUAUAAGUAGGUAUAGGUACCUACGCUAUGUUUUGAUUUAAAUUUUCUAAAUUCAUCAGUAUACUUAUUAUUUUUCAACUCAUUUUUGGGUUGACACUAACAAUUUUAAUAGGUGUUACUGCAGCGACUAUCGGAGAACGCCUGUUAAUUAUAGGCAAUUUUAUUUAUGUACAAUGCGUUGUUCCGAUUUUGUAUUAUAUAUUUUUGUUAUUUUUUACGUACAUAAUAUGCACUAAAUAUUUUAUUUUUUAUCGAUGUGUUCGUCGAUACACUCGAAAAUAACGAGUUCGCGCAUUCAUUCUGUUUAUUUAUUUUUGUACUACCAAACGAACAUCUGGAAUUCUUGAAAAAGCUGUAGUAAGUGUUGUACACGCGACGUAUGUUUACUCUGCGCACUCAGUUUUUAAUGUAAAAUUCGUAUUUACUAACCUACAUAUUUUUUUACACACGUGGGUAUAUUUUUUUAUUACCAACAGUGAUGUUCAACUCGUUAUAUUUUCUUUUUAAAUUAAAAUCUAUAUUAUAUAUAUAGAUACAAUUGUUUUUAGAUUUUGAAUCAGAUUUGAAAUACAUAAUAUUAUUAUAAUAGAUCUUUAAUAAUAAAAAAAAAAAACUAAUACAAUAUCAUAUUGUAUAGGUAGAAGGUACCUAUAAAGCUUAUAAAUGUAUUUAAGGGUUAAUAUUAUACGUAAUGGAUUGAUGUGAAUGUUUAAUAAUUAUUUGUUUUUACAAUGUGAUUUAUGCAUAAUUAUACAUACGUUUUUAAAAUAUAAUAUUAUUUUCAAGAAAAUUGCAGACUUUGCAAACUAUUUUAUCUAUAUCACGUGUACCUACGCUAAACGUAUUCAGCGUUAGAUUUAGUGAUUUUGGCCAAUCUUGCUCUACAUUUAACUAACUCGAUUAAUAAUGAAUUAUUUAUGGGAUGUAUUACCAUUAUCACCCAUCCAACAAUUUUUGGACGUGGUAAUUUUUUCCACCCUUCACUGAAUUUGCAAGUUUUAACCGAUCCCACAAACCUACGGGUCUAAGUACUAAAGUACUACGCUACUAUAUUAUGUAGAACUAAUUCACAGUCGAUUUUAUACGAAAAAGGCAUCAUGGAAUCCAAAAAAUGUAUAGGAAAAUAAUUAUGGUAGUAAAUAGUAAUACAAUAAUAAUAGAGUCUGAUGGUCAAUAAACCAUAGAAUAUAAUUGUCUACUAUUUUUGGUUUUUAUUUUUACAAGCAUCCGGAACAUCUCUUUCAUAUCGCAAAAUAUAGCAUUAUAUUAUUAUCGCCUAUAUCAGCGUCAAUGAUAACUAAACUAAAGGCCCUAUAUAUUUAGCAAAAAUAAAGGUACCCAUAUAUAUUUACCCACAAUUCGUGUAUUUUGAAAUAAUUAAAAUUUAUUAUGCGCCAAUAGCUUCGUAUUUUAUUGUAUUGAGUUUAUAUUAGUACACGGCAAUAACAAUAAUCUAGGAGACAGAGAUAUAUUCCCCCACAUUAUCUCAUAUUCCUUAAAUAUUUAUAAUAAUAGAUAUUAUAUAUUAUAUAAUAUAAAAAAUAAAAAGGUACCUAUAUAAAUAAUAAUAGUUCUUAAAACUUAUCUUUAUCCUCUCCCUCAUGACAGAAUCAUUUAAUCGUCACUGGUACACGACUUAUUUAUAUUUUAAGAAAUUAUAACGACAUUGUUCUAUCUUUUUAAAAAACUUUAUUAGCCAUAAUAUGAAUAGCUUUAUUUAUGAUGAUACUAUGUUUAUGUAAACUAUGAAUUUCGCAACAAAAGUUAUAAUCGUAAAAUAUAGAUGUAAUUGGUAUAUAUCAAUAUUAGUUCGUACUUAUAUUCUAAUGAUUUUACUAAAACUUACUUUAGAGAAAAUAAUAUUUAAAUAUUUCAAUAUUUGUAUACAAUUUAAUCUUCGCGAAUGAUUGUGGAACAAUAAAAAAGAAAAUCGUAGCAUUUUAUAAAAAUAUACAUUAUCUAUAUAUUACAGUAACUUAUUAUAAUAUUAUAUAUUUAAUAAAUAUUAGUUAUAUUUGAAUAUUUUGAUGUAUUUCGUGAUUAAGUAUUGUUUACAAUUUAUCGACUAUUACUCUUUACAAAUUAUAUUACAAUUAAUUACAAUUAAUUAUUACAUUAUUAUUAUUCAUUAUUCAUUUACACAUCAUUCGUUCAAAUUUAGUUGAAAACCAAAAGUUUCGCAUUUUCAUAUAAGUCAAAAUAAAAUGUAAAUGUCCUUUGUGAUAAAUGCUUUACUAUAAGUUUUUUUUUAUUAGCUACUAGUUGAAACUGUAGUUGUUAAUACCUAUCUUUUUUCAAUGCGAACUUUUAGGUGUACGGACUAUAAAACAACCUUUCUCAAUCUUUGGGUCAUAAUUCAUUUUUGGGGUACAAAUAAUUUUCAUUGGAGUGCUUCAACAUGUUCAAAAUUUAAAAAAAUAUAUUAUUAAAAUAAGAAAAAGAUGAAAAGCCAAAAAAAUCUUAACCUAUUUAUUAUUUUUAAAACAUGCGUAUACCCAUAAAAAAAAACCCAAGUCAACGAGUACUAUGGUACAUGCAUGUCAUAAUUUUGUCGUCAUUAGUAGCUGAUCGUAUUUUUUGAUUAAUUUACCCAGAAAGCAUAACUUGUGGAAAAGCAAAUAAAUCGCAAAAUCUUAAACAAAAUAACGUAAAUAAAAGUACUUACAACUAAUACAAUAAUAUUAUAUUUUUCAUGUUGAUAUGUAUUACAUUUUCUUAAUUCUAUGCAUUACAAAUAUUUAAAUUUAACAUUAACAUUACUAUUACACAAAAUCAUUUAAUAACCAAAUUUGAACAGUUCUUUUAAUGUCCAUAUAAUUAUACAUUAUAGUGGUGUUAGAAAUACUUUUCUUUAUGUCCAAAGGCAAAGAGUUAUACAUAACUGGACCCAGGUUAUCAACAAACCUCUGACCAAAUUGUUUAUUAGUAUACCUUCUAACUUUUCUUAAAUUUAAUAUGUAUUAAUUUAAAUGGUCCUCCCUUGAGUGAAUGAAAUCCUGAAUAAUAUAUUAAAAGUUGGAUAGUUAAUCACAAAACUGCCAAUGGCAAAAGAUUCAUAAUGGUUAACGUCACCACUAUUUUUAAUUCUUUAAAAAAAAAUUUGUUGAGUAUUCUUUAACUAAAUUAAAAUAAAUUUUUAAGUUGAUUUAUAUAACUAAUUUAAUAUUUGUGAUUUAUUAUUUCAUGGUUUUUUGAACAGCUAACUAAAACUAACUAAUAAUUUUUUAAUAUUAAUGAAAAAUUGUUUAGUCUUAGGAAAACAUUUUUGUUGGGGAUGUGGAGUAAAACCUUCCACGUACUUUUAUCCAUAUGGACGUGUACCCAAAAUGUAUGUACAGCAUACAAGAGAGCAUGCAUGCGAUGUCUUUGCAUGUAAGAGGUGUGAGAAGCUUAUAGCCUUCACCAUUAAAUUUUAACUUAAUUUAAUAAGAUGCGUGAACAAUUUUAUAAAUAUCUUGAGUAGCAUACGUAUGUACCCAAAAGUUGAAAACCGUUGUUAUAAAAGGUAUACUACAAAUAUAAUGCGUUCGUUUUUUAGUUAGGUGAUCAAAUAUAUUAUUGCAUUCAACGAUUAAUGUUAGGUACUUUAUAAAAAAAAAAAUAUUGAAAUUGUAUACUAAUAUCCCGAUAUUUGUGAAAUCUAUAAUUGUAUACAAACAUUAUAAAUUAAAAAUUAUCUUAUAAUUAUAUAAGUACAUAAUAAAUGUAAGAAUUGAACAAUAAUAUAAAAUCUAAAUAAACUAAAAAAAAAAAAUGAUUAAUAAAAUAUAGUUCGACGACAUUUGAUAAUAUAGCAAUUGACACAGAUUUAUUUUUUUUUCCAUACAGAGUGUAACAAGAAGAUCUGCUACUUGAAAUACUUCUGUUCUAUUCAAUUUUUUUAAAUAAUUACUAAUUAGUGUAUCUCUGCGCUACAGUUUAUAUAUGAAUAUUUUUUUUUUAAUUCAGAAUAGCCAUCUUGUAAAAUAAAUGUUUACACAAUUUUGGUGGUUGAAACUUGUUUACGAAUGAUUUUUUGAAGUUUUUACAAAUGUGGAUAUUAUUGUGAUUUUUAAUCUAUUACAAUAUUUAAUCAGUAGUCAGUGCAUAUCAAAUGACAAGGAUUUUCUUUUCCGUAUGUUAAUAUCAUACAAUAAUACUACUGAAUACUGAUUAAAUAAUCUUAAACAGAAGUUUCAAACACUAAAAAUUGUUUAAAAAUCUAUUUUACAAAAUAGCUAUUUUGAAUAUUUUUUUUUUUAAAUAAUAUUAAAAUUGAAAUUUUUUAUUUUAAGUACCCUACUACCUAAAAAAUUUAAAAUGUUCAUUUAUAAACUAUAACACAGACACAUACAAAUAAUUUAAAAAAAAAAAUGGAGUAGUACUAAAGUUAUUUUAAGUAGCAGUACUUCGUGUUACACUCUGUAUAUUUAUACAUAUAUACAUGUCGAUUGUACCUUAGUUUAAUGAUUUGAUUAGUUUUAAUUUUUGAAUGAUGAUUAUUAUUUAAUUUAUCGAAUCAAUAAAAUACUGAAAAUUUGCUAGCAAUAUUCUAUACUUAUUAUAUUAUAUUAGUAGUUUAUUGCCGUUUAUUGUCAUAAAACGUCUGAAUUUUAUGUACACUUAAUUAUAAUAUUACAAUUAAAACUUUCGUAGUUUAGAAAGUAUUGGAAUUUAAAAAUUAAUUUUUCGUCUUGAAAUAAUUUUUGAAUUAAAUAUUAUCAAUAAGUAAAAACUUUUGGUCGGUAUUACUUAUUUUAAAUACAAGUAUAUACGUAUAAAGGCUACAGAAAAUGUAAGUAUAAACAAAAAACAAACUAUAUGCCUACUUUUUAUUAUCAAUUGAAUAUUAAAAUCAAAAAGGUGAUAACAUUAUACUUAUUAAUCCUGUAUUAAAAAAGUUGUUUAGAAUAGCUAUUCAUUUCAUUUAUUUUCAUAUAUUAUUUAGAAUAGUUUCGUUCGGAUACAUAAUUUAUAAUAUGUUGUGAUAAUAACUUGUUUCAACUUUUUACCAAAAUACUAAUAAUAUACCUAUUUAAUUUGAUUUUAGUGAAAAAAAUGAUCCAAUGACUGAUUGUGCUGAAGGAUCCAGUGCCUGCCACCCUUUAGCUUCGUUACAAUUAGAUGUCGCUGUUGAUCGGUCGACGGAACGCCAGCCACCAGAGAAUCAGACGGAAGUGCCGACAUUGUUCAUAACGACGAAUGAAGAUGGCAUCGAGAAAAUAAUUGCUGGAGUCUGGCACGGAAAAGAUUGUACAUGUAUGUAUGCAGUUUAUAAAAAUAUAUAUACCCACACAUAUUGUUAGUUCCACUGAUUCCAAUGCAAAGUGCAUUUUUUUCCGGACGCUCAAGGACUAGGAUCUAUUAGCCAUUAAGACGAAUGGAAAACAAUAAGGCACAUAUAAUUCGGUUUAAUAAAAAAUUAUUUUGCAUUUUCCUCAGAGAUUUCCAUUUCGGGGUUAUUUUCAACGUGUUCAUUGCCCAUACCAUUUCAAUCUACCCUCUCGUGUUUCUUGGCAUACCAGCUAUAUAUGUAUAAUACAUUUAUAAUUCAUAAUUCAACAUUGCUAACCUAAACUGGUCACCCUCACACAACGUAUAUACUAUACUGUUUAAAUAAAGUUAUCAUCAAAUUUGCGCGGUAAAACUUAUUCUAAUCUCUUUCUUCACAUUAAUUUUUGCCUCGUAGAAUUUUAGAUUCCAAGUGUAGUGAGGAACGUUUUUACUAUGAUGUAUGAACAAAUUUUAACCAGAAAUCUUUCUCCAAUCAUCAAUUUCAGAAGUAGUUUUGAGUAGUAAAUUUUGUCUAGUUAGCUCAUUAGGGAGGCAAUUCUUUUGAUUUUUCAUGUAUUUUUCUUAAUAAUGGAAAGAAAAACGUCAAAAACCCGAGACUCACAAACUGUUUUUAUUUAUUUUGUUAUUUUGUUGUAAUUUAAUAUGGAAUAAUCUUAAAACCCAAAAACUUUUACCAAAUACUUAUAACAAAACUUUAUAGACGUAAUACAUUUUAAAAAUAUUUUAACCUUUUUUUAAAAUUAUUUUUAAACGUUUGAUUUUAUCAUAAAUUCUUAAAAAAAAAAAAUUGUGAUUUAUAAUUGUGUUAAUAACCUAAUACCGUUUUCAAUUUAAAUUUAAAUACAAUGUUUAACCGAACUUUUUUGUAAAUCGUUUUUCGUUUGAAAUGAUUUAUAGUUUUAUAAAUUAUAGGUAUACAAUUUUAUAAUUAAAUUACCCUAAAUAUUCUAACAUCCCAAUUUCCCACAUAACCUACUUACUAAUUCUGUACCCAGAGUAUAGAAACGAUGUACAAAAUACCCUCAAUGUUCUGGGUUUUUAUUGAUACUGUUUUUGUUUUUUUUUAAAGCGACCUGCUGCACUGACGUAUGUGCUUACAAAGAGUGGAGAUUGUCCGGUGACAAAUUGCUUUUGUACUGUUUCAAAAACUACGAUGAUAUGUUAGCUACAAGACCAGCGGUAUUAUUAUUAUUUGAUUAUUGGAAUUUACUCUAUAAUAAAUAUCAUAAUAUAACCUUUAUGCUAUAUACGAGUAUGUAUGUUAUUAUAUAAUUAAUUUUAAAUUUAAAUGGUUCGAUAAAAAUUAAAAAGUAAUAUAUAACUUUUUAUUCUUCCAUGAAGAAUUGUAUAAUUAUAAAACAUAAUAACAAUUUCUAUUAUAAAAUAAUGAUUCUAAUAUUAAACCAAAACUAACAUGCAGUGUUUGUUGCAAACAUGAUAAUUUCAGAUAUUCAACUUAGAUUUAUGCUUCCGCUUCAAUACCAAACAGACAUGUGUAAAACAUCCGCAAUUAGAAAACGCCAAUUGCUUCAUAUUUUUCGAAAUCAUCGCAGGUAAAGUGUGCAAAAAAAAAAUUGUCUUCCAAUCACCACCAUUGUUAUAACUUAGUAAAGUACCUACACAAAAUCGAUAAAGUUAACGUGCAGUUGUUGUUUAAACAGGGGACAUCCACAAAAACUGGAUGCAAGUUUUGCGUCGGUUAACGGAACUGUCGUCCAACUCCACACCGAAACAAUUACGCCGUUGGUCUCGGUCUGUUGAUGAACACGGCAACACCGCUCUUAUAGUGGGCGCCAAACGCCUUAUGAACUGCGGUCUGUUUAAACGCACCUUUCAGUUUGUGAGCAUGAUGUUAGCAUAUGGUAGCGAUGUAAACUGGUUGAACAACAGCGGUAGAUCAUUGAUCACGUACACUGUCCACUACAUGGACCAGGCACUCGAUAUCACUAAGCUUUUGUUAAACAGUGGUGCAACGAUUUGGCUUGAAGGUAAGCCACACAUCUAAUUAUAUACAUAACUAUAGGUUUACUUUUAUCGUUUUCUUCCAACUUACAUGAUACAAUAAUGAUCAUGUUAGAAUACUGUUGGAUUAUUUUAUUACAAAUGUAAGUGAUUAUCUACUAAGAUUUUUGAGUAAGGGUAGCAUUUUGAAAAUAUUUUAAAAUUAUGAUUACAAACGUAUAACGUAUAACGAUAUAACGUCGUAAAUAUAAUGUCUGCAAAAAUCCGAAAUAUAAUCUACUCAAAAUCUUUGUAGAUGAUCGCCCUAUAUAGGAUUAUUUUUUUUCCUUAUAUUAUUAAUUUCAAUAUUGUCUGCCAACAAAAUAAAUGUAAUAAUGCUGUCAUAGCUAUUAAAUCCCGUGUCGUCCCCGUGAGUAUUUUGAACAUUUAAACCCAUAUAUAUAUAUCAAAAAGGUAAAAUCACGUCUCUAAUAUUUUUAAUGCCUACAAUAUUUCGACGUAUUAACGUCCUUUCCCGAAUUGAUGAGUAAAAAAAAUAAUAGUUUGCUGCCCACGAAAACUUAAAGUUAUCUCGGUUGUAAAAUAUAAAAUAUGUCAAUACUAUUACCAAAUGUGAUUUAUGAGGAACACAUACACCUAGUCGAAUGAUAAAACAUUGUAUAGACAAAAACCCUCCCUAAUAAUGUUCAAGGUUUUCCAAUAACUGCAUAUUCGUCCAUUUAUCUUCAGUUUUAAUAAAUAAAUUCUUUACUUUCCAGUGAAUACGUAUACGGUUUUUUCCCAAAUUAUAGUCAUUGAUCAUAAAAAAAAUAUAUAUAUUUGUCAAAAACUUCUUAACAAUAAUAUUUCUUAUCUAUUUUUUUUUUCACAAUCGUUCAAUGACGAGUAGCUGUUAUGUUCUGAUUACGAGUGUUCAGAAAAUUGUAUUCAUAUAAACAUACAAGUAUUUUGUAUACUUACUUUUUUAUUUGGUUAGAGUUUUUUCAUAUAAAAAUGUAUAUAAUGAAUAAAGUUCUAGUAGUGGUCGACCAUAUCGAGUAUCGGCCCAUAAUUCAACAAGAUGGAUAGUUUAUCUUUAUAAUCGUCAACAGCCACGAGAUAAAUUAUAAUGGAUGAUGGUAAUUUUUCGCUCGCAUUCUAAAGGUUAUUCCUAUAUAGUAAUGUGAUCAAUCCAUUCAAUAUAUCAAGUAAAAUGAAACUGUCAAACCAUAUACAUGAUUUAUUCAGGCUUGCAAAAUUGUCGUUAUAAUUUCGGGAGAGGGCAAAUGUACAUGCCAGUUGAUACAACUAUAUAAUAUACGGUAUUUAGGUAUGCUUAAAAACUGAGAUAAAGAAAAUAAGUACUACACUUUUGGCCUAUGCCACUACUCGAUAUAUCUAAUUCCUCUAAAAAAAUAUGAUUUUUUUGUUACCCGGUCUAAUUGUAUGUAUUUAAUAUGUGUUCGCAACAGAUUGCAAUUCAGAGAAGAGACUCAACUACGUGAAAGUUCUUAAAGAAUACCGUAAUUCAAGUGAUUCGAGAAUGAGAUUCGUGUCCGAAGAUCCAAUAGAAAGUCCGCUAGACAGCAUAUUUACAUGGUUCCUACGGUCGGUGAUGAUUAGAAGGCGUUUGGACGAUGGUUGUUUGUGUACAUUGGAUCUACUCUCCCAGGUAUUAUUAUUAGUUUAUACUAUACCUAUUAUAUAAUACACUCCGGGUUAUACCAAUAAUCACAGCAGUCAUAUCAAUAAUAAUUAUCUUCAUCUUUUUGGCAUUCCAUACUCAGGAGUUUUUGCCUGUAUUACGAUCUCCCUACAUCAUUCGAAUUCGAGAUCUUAUGCCCAUUAGUUUCCUAUUCAGCACUGCUCUACUCAUACUUAUAAUUAUAUUAUCUAUUAUUUAUUAUACUACUAUUAAUUAAAUUAUUUUUUUACAAAAACGUUACAAAACGUUACAAAACAAAAGACUAUCUAUGAUUUUUGAAUUUAGUUUUAAAAUAUGUAAAAUAUGAAAAUGAUGACACAAAGCUCUAGUUAUUAUUAUAAACCGACAAAUUUAAAAAUUGAACAGUUCAAAAGUAAUUGCAUUUGUCACCAUGGAACAUUGUAUAAUAUUAAUAUUUAUUUAUUUGCAUGCAGACGAUGGGCGAUGAUCCUAGUAGAAUGCACACGCACGUUAUGCGCACCAUGUUCAGCCAUGCUCAAUGCUACAACAUAUUUGGACCGGUGUUCUUCCAGAUCAAAAAAGCGCUGUCACCUCAGUGGGUGCAACCACGUUCGUUGCAGCAGUUGUGCCGCAAAACUAUACGAUAUUCGUUGUUCAAUGGAUGCCUGAAAAACGCACAUCCCGAAUCAGUGGCCAAAUUAAAAUUGCCCACGACGUUGGAAUCUUACGUUUGCUACAACACAUAAAAACCUUCUGCUCCCGUUCCCACUCCACCGCUGUCGUGCUUCCGAGUUCCCCUACUCGACCUUCCCCACCCCGUGAAUUUCUCAGUCCGUUUAGUUUUCCCCUACGACGACACUUCCGAUUAAUUAAUAUAACAUAAUAAUAAUAAAAACCCAUAUUAUAAUAUCAGUGGUUUAGUUGUCCUAUAUACCGUUAACUGCUUAAAUCACACCAUUUCGGUCAUCCGCUAUAUUUUUAAAUCAAUUUGUUAAUUUUCCCAAAAAAUUAUUUGCACUAUUUUAGUUUUUAAAUAUUUUAUUAUAUAUUAUAAUCUUGCAUUUGAGUUACGUGUCUUUAUUAUAUUCGUAUAAAGCUUUUUGUUGUUAAACGUUUAAAUGUAAUAUUGAAUUUGAUUGGACGUGUUUAGGCCACUUUUAAAGAAUUUGUCCGUGUAUAAUCACCGAGUAUAUAUUUCAACAUUUUUGUUCUAUGGUUUAUCUACUGUUUCGAAAGGUCCUUUGCCAUAGUGCCACAAAUUAAUAAAAAUCCCUUAACAUAAUGUUUUGCCAAAUGAACACACAAUCGAGUUCUACACAUGACCAACGAUUUUACGUAUUGGUACUGUGUGUAUUCCACUAUGUAGAACAAAUGGUUCUUAAAAUAUUGUAUUCUGGUUUUUAUCGUGAAGAUUUUAUUUUCUGAAAGAUAUGGAGGAAAUGGAUAUAGAUAAGUGAAAAUAUUCAUGAUGAUGUCCAUUCAUAAUAUUUGUUCGUGUCCGCAGUCAUAUUGUUUCACUUCAACCGUGCAACCUAACCGUGGUACGAACUGUAAAUGAAAGGAGAAUCCCCUCUAAAUCAAUAAAAUUAUCCUUUUAGUCGACAAAUUAUCUUGUAAAGUUUCAAUUUUUUUAUGAAAAAUCCAAUCAGGUUUUAAAAAAAAAAAUUCACGAAGAAAACAAACUUUGCCCUUCUUCCAAUAAUUUUGGUCAUAUACUCGCCUCUGAUAGCUAUUAUAUACACCGAAAAAUUGUUGUGUAUAACAUUGUAGUCGUUAAAAGUAAUAUUUCUCUUAUGGGGUUGUAAAUUAUAUUUUAUCCAUGCCCGAAAAUUAUUGAAAGUUAUUGAUCAAUCGAGUAUAGUCGGACCUUACGCACGGUCGUUACUGUUACGAAAUUUUCUUGCCACAUAAUAUUACAUACUAUUAGCAUACUAAACCGUCAUAAAAAAAAAAAAAAUAUUUGUCUAUUUAUUUGUGUGAUAUAAUAAUAUUGUAUUUUCUAUAUGAAACGUAUUGAUGUGGUUUUCUAGAUUUUAGUAUCGUUUUAUUUUUUAAUGAUUGGAAAUUAGAUAAUUUUUAUAAUAACUCUAAAAUAUUAGAUACUUAAUAUUAUACGAAAUUAAUUUCAAAAAAAUUAAACAACGAUCCAGUUGUUUUUUAGAACUUUAUUAUUAAUAGUAAAAAUCAUAUAUUGAUUAUUAACGCAGCUUUUAAAUUAACAUCCGCUUACUUAACUUAUUUAUUUCAUUCGGAGAAUAUGUAUAUUACAUUUAUAUGUAAAUUACAGAAAAAUGAUUAUAAACACGUAUUUACGGUUGGGAGGAUAAGGAGUCUACAAUCUCCCCCCUCCAAAAUUUCGUGAAUAUGCACAAUAGGCGUUAUUAUAAUAUGUAGAAAAAUCCAUUAUAAAUCGUUAAUCUUUGACCGAGUACUAUUUUCAUGCGAGAACAAUAUUAUAAAAUUGCACUAUUAUCAUAUUACUAAGUAUAUACCUAUGUUUUAAGAAUAAUACUGCCUUUGGAGGCAUUUACGUUUUAUCUAUUUUUUAAUUUUUAAUUAAUUCCUAAUAUUUACUAUAUCAAAUUAUCUAUUUAUAAACAUUUUUUUUUAUAUAAUAUAUUUUAUAUGUAUUAUUUGCUAAUAAUAUUGAUACAAAAUAUGUGUUUAAAUGUAUGUGUGUUCGCGUGUGUGUGUAUUAUCUAGUCGCGAAGUAGGCGACCAAACCAAAGGGUAACCUUAAAUAUUUACAUAAUAAUAUAAUAAUAUUAUUUUCAAAUUUUAGACUAUAUCUACCAAGGUCGUUAUUUCAUCCUAUUUAUCAAUUUCAACCUAUUUUAACUAUAAUAUAUUUGU
Molecule: messenger RNA, 26196 nt
Organism: Cinara cedri
Lineage: Eukaryota; Metazoa; Arthropoda; Insecta; Hemiptera; Aphididae
Source: the annotation of a GenBank genome assembly